CUGUGCCUUCUGUUGCCCCUACAGUUAAUGUCUUAUUGAACUGAACUUCAGGACAGCAGACUGAGAUCAGCCGCAAAAUCAGUAUUACACCAGGAAAAACCUCAGAAAUAUGCACAAAGAUAGAAAAAUGAUGAUAUUCUGUCUGCUCUUGGCAGCUAUUAACAGCCCUGUGUUUAGUGAAGAAUGGAAGGCCACUGUUGUAAAACAUCUUGAGGUCCUGGUUUCAUCCUGUGUUGUGGUACCCUGUUCAUUCACCCAUCCUAAAGAGAACCUGCCAGGCUCCAAACUCAGAAAGAUCUGGCAUUCUUCAAAAGGGCGAGAUCAACGCAUCUAUCAUGAAGAUUCCACAGAAAUCUCGGAAAACUUCAGGGGGCGCACAAGGUUGCUGGAGGAAAAGAGUGCUAGCAACUGCACUUUAGAAAUAACUGAAAUUAAAGACCAUGACAAUGGCCCUUUCUGUUUCCGGAUUGAACUAGCACGGACACCGGGUGAUACAUCCACCAUCGACAAGUUCUCCUUUGUUGAAGAUUGUGUUGAGUUCACAAUGCUCAAUGAACCUCCAAAACCUACACUGAUUCACCCAAAGACAGCCAUUCAAGAUCGUCCCUACACUGUCAUGUGUUCAGUAAUCCAUACCUGCCCCUCCAAUGUGCCUAAACUCACAUGGAGUAGGGCAACCACAGACACUGAUGUCAUUGAGGUCCACAAACAAAUUUAUGUUGGCUACUGGGAGACACUAUCCAUCCUGACGUUUAUUCCUGAGGAGAAGGAUGACCACAGAGAGGUCACCUGCACAUCACAAUUUUACGGCCCAAAGACUUCCUAUUCAACACUGACACUUGAUGUAAAACGUACAGAAAACUUUAACCACAUCAUCAUUCCCACAGCAGUGGGGAUUGGUACCGCUGUGAUCUUUGCACUCUUCUGCAUUUUUAUGGUGAAAAAAUACAAGAAUCGCAUUGCAGAGCUCCAACAAUAAGAAGGCAGUGUGUGGAACCGGCUUUCCAGACUGUCUCGCAGGAACAGAGUCUGAAGAUGAGAAGUGGAAAAAAAAACUUCCAAGAAAUAUAUUGUCAGAGGGAAUCUCAAGUCUGCUGUUUAUUCCUGUUUGCCAAAGUCCUGCCUUUAAAGUGUCAAUACAAUACUGUUUUUAAAUGACAUUAGUUCAGAGGCAAAUAAUUUACUGGAGGGUUGAAUCUAUUAGUUUGACAAGCUUGCUUACAUGUUAUUCACAUAUUGGCUUUAAAGAAAUGGCAUAACCUUAAUAGCUUCUUAAAACAAUAGAACAUAAAAAAACAAGACAGAAAGUUCUGUUGAAUGUUUUUGCAGCCUUAAUCCCUGAAAAGCAACAAUUUGUACUGUUUCAUCAUGUUCACUUUGGUUUGGUUUGUCAACACAUAAGUUUAUGAGGAGAAAAAAAACUCAUUCUUUAUUCACCAUCUACUGGCAUGUGAUAUUAGAGGCAGUUUGUUGGUUUUCUUACUUGAACCAGUGGAAACACUGUGUGGAUGUGUGAUUUCGAUUUAAUAAUUUAAACUCAUCUUUUAUAAAGCUUGGCACCAAAUCUAAAAGCGUUUUAGAUAUUUCUUAAAACAGUUUCUCCAUCAAAAUACCAAAGAAAAUCAAAU
This is a messenger RNA of Micropterus dolomieu (smallmouth bass), 1628 nucleotides long. Its product is annotated as myelin-associated glycoprotein-like. NCBI's taxonomy places the organism in Eukaryota, Metazoa, Chordata, Actinopteri, Centrarchiformes, Centrarchidae. The coding region runs from base 110 to 979 and encodes 289 amino acids. The record is from RefSeq and is a predicted model, not a curated record. The transcript is spliced from 9 exons.